UCAUACACACCCACAUUGGAAGUGACGGAUAGUGAAUUAGCGCCCAGGAACAAAUCGGCAAUUCGUCCGUGCAUACGUCUGUCUUUGGCAAGCAUCUAUGUGUAGGUUCUGCUGGUCUAGCAUUGUCCAGGUGUGACAACUAUUCCCCGUUAUUCGCCACCGUGGAGAUAGCGUGGGAUACCAGCGUACAUGCCCUCAAUUUAAUUCGCUGAUCUGCCCAGCCCCGCGCUGGUACUGUGUGCAACAACUACGUGCUCUGCUCACACAGGAACGGCGGAAGCAGCUCUCUUCCUUUCUUCGACAGCUCCUGGAUUAGUGUGAGGCAGUUGAACACAACAGGAUUCUAGGCACAUCUGACAGUUUCCAGACGAACGACAAGGCACAGUUUCCUGAGCAGUGUGUACCCACCUAGCUGAGCAGGCAGUGAUUUGAUCUCCAACCAAGGCCCGUGCGGAACCAUCGGUGCCCAGGGACAAUCGACUCUCAAUUGAGACUUGUCAACGCGGACGAAGCGCUUGGCAUUCUUCGAGGUUACUACCCCCUGCACCUGUGUCGGUGCUCGUUGGCAACGGUUGCCUGGCGACAAGGCAAGUAUUCUGCUGACGCUGGUUAGCUCGACGGGGCGUGAUGCAGCCAAUGUGUUCCAUGGCUCGUCGACAUACGGAGACCAGUGCAGACAUGGUCUCGCACACUACAGGCGUGUCCGCAGCAUUCCAGCCGGGACAAGGCGGCGGAGGCAUUGGCUCUUUCGCCUCCCCCCAUUACCUGGGCUACAGCCCAGCGACCGCCAGCACAAGCGGUGCGUAUCACCACGCGGGAGAGACACCGUCGCAGGGGUAUAGCCUUGCGUUCUCACUUCCGCCAACCACUGGAGAUCACCUACACGACCAGCAUCAUCAUCACCAUCAACAGCAGCAGCAGCAGAGUGGAGCUGCUCCAAGCGCUCACACAUCCAUGGGCCUGGAGGAAAGGACAUUUCCUCCGACACCCUCAAGUGUAAUUACUACGCCAUUCCGUUCUCACGACAGCCUGGUGCUCGAGCAAGCUGCAUGUGCCAGCCAGACGAGCAACAGCGGAAGUCGUAAGAACAACAACAACAACACCUGCAGCGGUAGCCAGCCGAACAAUAAUCCUUCAUCGGCGUCCGCCGCCGUCGGUACUGCGAACUCAUCCCUGUUCGCUUCCGAGUCCGGAGCGUAUUCGUCACACCAGUCGGCAGAGCAAUCCCUGCUGCCCUCCGACGCCUAUCGUCAGCGAUCCUCUGUGCACGCAACCAUGGCGACCACGCAGACCCUAGCCGGCGGUGAAUUGCCGGCGCACGACGACGGAGAGGUUGCCAUGGCAGCGGAUGCCGAUCACCACCACCAGCAGCAUCAUCAGCAUCACAUUGAUGGGAACGCGGCAUCCUGCCCGACCCCAGUGGCCGACCUCAGUGGCUGCCACGACAACCGCAGAGGCGGCGGCGUCGGCGGCGGCAACAGCGCAGGCCACCACCCGGCAGCCAUCGCCGCAGCGGGGGUUUCCGUGACACCCGAGGAGUCUCAGGCGGCGGAGACGCUGACGCAGCUGACGUGGCAGCAGCCCGUGCUGCGCUCGGUGAGUCCGGCCAGUACAACGUCGGACGUCGACGUCGUCGGAAUACAACGCCAUCGACAACAAGAGGCUGCCAACGCGGCGGACGACCCUGGCUACGUCGCUCCGGCGUCCGCCGGCCACCGUAUCCACGACAACAAGAGCAGACAGGCGCAGCAAGUGCCGCAGCACUCCCACGGCCAGGACAGCGUGGACUUUGAGCAGCGCCAGCCCAAGCAGGAGAAAGAAGACAUUGGCGCUCCACCGCCAGCGCUGAUGCGCGUGCAAGCGCCAGCGACCACACCAGUGGCAACUGACAACUCGCUGUCCAGACAGGCUGAGUCAUCCGACAGCGCCAUUGGUAACCAGCCAAUCAUUCCUGCAUCCGGACAGAAUCAUGAUGGUCAGCAAGUGCAGCUCUGGCAGUUCCUGUUUGAGCUACUCCAGGACGAGAAGCAUCGCUCAAUAAUCUGCUGGACGGAGCACAGAGGAGAGUUCAAACUCCUGGAUCCGGACGAGGUGUCACACAAGUGGGGUCUCCGCAAGAACAAGACCAGCAUGAACUACGACAAGAUGUCCAGAGCAAUGCGCUAUUACUAUGACAAGAGCAUACUACACAAGGUGCAAGGCAAGCGAUACUGUUACUGCUUCAACGAGAAGAUUCUCAGCCAGGUGCAGGGUGGACAGCACGCUCACUUUGCCUCACCGUCACUCAGUGUCAUGGCAACCCAGGGCGGUGCACAGCUGGCCAUGCCCCCGCUGGCCGAUCUGUCGGCAGGACAUAGAGGACUUUAUCAAGUCGGUCAACACCACCACCACCAGUAUGGACAAUCAUCACCAUACUCUCACCUAUCUGCGCAUCAUCAACAGUCGCAACACCAGCAACAACAGCAGCAGCAUCAGCAGCAGCAGCAGGUUUCGCAGCGGUCUCAUUCGUUCGACGGCUCGCAGCGUUCUCUCUCUCACAGCCACCUCCACCAGCAGCUGUCCCCGCUGUCUCCAACGCUGGUCAACCACAUGACGCAACCCGGUGGACAUCUCGUUCAACGUCAUCCCAUUGCCGCCAUGCAGCAAACUCCUGUUGUGGCUGGCGUACACGGCUUGCAGAGAUCACUGGGCAGGACAGGCACUACGUAUCACCCUGCGGCUGCGGCCGGUGUGGCAGCCGCAGCAGCUUGGCCGGGUAGCAGCCUGUACUCGCCAGCUGGCACACCCACAGGCGUUGUCUACACGCCCAGUACGCUGCCUAGUACACCGCUCUUCUCCCCGCACACACCGGGCUCUGCCGGCCCGAGUGGUACGGGCACCGGGGUCGCACCCAUGCAGGGCACGCCAAUGUACUUCUGCUGAGAGAGAGCGCGCCUGCGCCUCGGCCGUGCACCGCUGCUGGGGAACGUCGGAUGUAUUUCGGCUGAGAGCACGGCUGCACCCGUGCAGAGCACGUCAAUGCACUGCUGUUGAGAUGACGCCCGUGUUCCAUGCUGGGGAGAUCAGUGUAUUUCUGCUGAGAGCACGGUUACACCCAUGCAAGGGACACCCAUGCACUUCUGCUGAGAGCAUGAUUGCAUCCGUGGAGGGGACACCCAUGCAGGGGACACCCAUGCACUUCGGCUGAGAGCAUGGCAUUGGCGGUGGUGCAGGUGAACUAGGGAGCAUCAGCGCGCUAGCUGGCUUCGUGCCGUCAGCCUGCCAACUGCCGAUAGACGGUCUCCAGUGGCGACAAGCUGGAAAAUGUGUGAACCUCGAAGCAACCUAUUGAAGCUUUGUAUCAACCUUGUGAGCGCAAUGCGUUGUGCUUGGUGACAUUCCGCUAUCGUCAGAGAGCGAUCAUCGCCUAUCCGGUUUUAGUUGUACUUGUACUUGCGGAACAUGGACACAUCUUGUGAGGCCGGCGCAAUAAGCGGCCAAGUAUCUGUACCGUCUGUGUGUGUGUGUGCGUUCGCGUGCGUGUGUGUGAGAGAGAGAGAGAGAGAGAGAGAGAGAGAGAGAGAGACAGUGCGUGUGUGCAUGUUUCAUUGUGAAGAAUAACUAAUACAUACAUGUAUCCGUUUCCACUACAUUGCUUGUACGGCCAUACAUACAUGUACAUGUACAUUCACGCAGCUUGACCAGUGGUCGCAUUCAGCCAGUGCGCCGUCCUCUCCAUCUCCCCCCCCCCCCCCCCAACACUUUCUGAUUAGGCCACGUUCGCCCGGUCAACCGCAAAUUAUUGCCUUCGUGUGUAUCCUGGGCCUGGUGGUAAAACAUACACUGUAUUAUUCUGCACGACGCCAGCUGCCCAUCUAUAUUUUUGUUGCUAUGCGGCCCGUGUUUUCGUCAAGGCAUGCCUUGACAGCGCAGCGCCCCCCCCCCCCCCCCCCCCCACACACACACGCACAUGAGCGUCAUCGACUGGUUGGAGCUUGGCUUUGUGUUCUACCUGUACAUGUUUGCGAUGCACGUACGCCCGCAAGAAAGUCCAUGUCUGCAUGCGACGUGCACUUAUUAUGAGAUGCCAUACUGGCAAUCAUUUUCAAAAUCGAUAUUCCUCACCCUUUCUUGUACAUAGUAUUGCGUCCCAAAAAUAUUUUCUUGUACAUAUCGCGGCCUCUAAAAAUACUGCAAAACAUAUUACUCGCCCAUUCUAUCUGCUUCUAUUAUCCACAUAUACAUUACAAUAUUGAUGUCACCGUCAGGACGCGUCAGGAGGUGUCUCAUUCCUGGAACGGAAAAUCAAGGGCCCAGGACAUUUGAAUCUACCACUUCUGGUUAUUGUUCUGCACCUGUAUUGUCAACCCUCUCUCACCCUCGCUCGCUUGUCGUUCACUCUCUCGCUUUCCAGACGUUUCCAAACACCGAUCAAAGAAUCUGUAAAUGUUAUAUUAAUUAUAAUAAUAAUCUGGUUAAGAGAA
Messenger RNA from Sycon ciliatum, 4463 nucleotides. RefSeq lists its product as uncharacterized. The record is from RefSeq and is a predicted model, not a curated record. Gene Ontology annotation, cellular component: nucleus. Gene Ontology annotation, biological process: cell differentiation; regulation of transcription by RNA polymerase II. Gene Ontology annotation, molecular function: DNA-binding transcription factor activity, RNA polymerase II-specific; sequence-specific DNA binding. The coding region runs from base 628 to 2922 and encodes 764 amino acids. Lineage: Eukaryota; Metazoa; Porifera; Calcarea; Leucosolenida; Sycettidae. The transcript has 13 exons.